Messenger RNA from Scaptodrosophila lebanonensis, 1640 nucleotides. RefSeq names its product armadillo repeat-containing protein 6 homolog. Bases 71 to 1465 code for a protein of 464 amino acids. The transcript has 3 exons. Gene Ontology annotation, biological process: hematopoietic progenitor cell differentiation. NCBI's taxonomy places the organism in Eukaryota, Metazoa, Arthropoda, Insecta, Diptera, Drosophilidae. Gene Ontology annotation, molecular function: protein binding. The record is from RefSeq and is a predicted model, not a curated record.
AGGGGAGCGAACUAUAACUUAAAGUGCUGCUAUUGGAACUUUCUUUUCUUUCAAAAGUAUAUUUCAAACAAUGGCCAAGGUGAUUUCCCAAGACACCUUUGAUGGUGUUGUGCAGGAGAAUAUAAUUGACUUUUCAAUGAGCCCGGCCGAGGCGAGGGAGGAGACUAUAAAGCAAUUUGAGGCACAGGGAAUAAACCUGGCUAACAUUAUAAAGGAUUUGGCCAUCAAUGCUGAAUCUGGAAAGCCUAUAAUUAAUGAAACCAUCGAUAACAUAAAAACGCACAUUACCGAAAAAGACACGGAUGUACAAAAGAUUUUGGAGUACUUAACCAUUUUAGACAUGGAGUGCCAAAAAUCGCUACCACAUCGAGUGCUCGCCGGAAAAAUCGGAGCCCAGGGCGCACUCAUUACGCUGUUGGAGACUGCUUUGUCCGACCCCGAGACGCUCGACGCCACGUUAAUUGCCAAGUGCCUGCAAGCCGCAAACAGUUUGACUAACAAGCAACCCGAUUUGUUCGAUGAGCAAGCCAUGGCGGUCGUCCUUAAAUUACUAAAUCUUAAGGAUCAAGUAGACAUCACUUGCCUCACAUUGCAAUGGUUGCAGAAGGCGUGUGUCAUGCAUGAGAUAAAUCGUCAGAACAUCAUGAAAACCAAUGCGGUCCAACUAAUGAAGCCAAUGCUGUGUAAAGAUAACGCUCGCUUGGUGCGUGAGCUGACGGCUGUAUUCCGGUUUCUUGUGCUAGACGAUGACAUACGGGUGGAAUUUGGUUGUGCUCACGAACAUGCUCGCCAAAUAGCCGGCGAAGUUCUGCUGCAGCUUGUGGAUAUGCUAUCUACGUACAAUGAUGUCAAUGUGCUAGCCGACUUGCUGCUUACCAUUGGAGCACUGACCGUGCGCCAGGAGCUAUGUACUGUCAUAGAUGAAGCAGGUGGCUUAAAGCUAGUUCUCGAUAUAAUGACCAGAAAUGUGGAUGUAGUGCGUCUGAACCGCGAAGCCUUGAAGCUUCUGCGAGCAAUGGCUGGUCAUGAUACAGUCAAAGCUCACAUUGUACAGCAAGGUGCGGCUCCAAUCAUUAAAGAAGUGCUGGAGAACAAUUUGUCAAAUGAGACUAUUGUUUCCGCGGCAUUGGCCUGCAUAACAACGUUAACGUUACGCGUUAAGGAGCACAGCACAGCCUUCUUCGAAACAGGCAUUGCCGAAAUUAUGGUGGAGGCGCUACGCGCACACACCAAGCACAAACUAGUACAGCGUAAUGGUGCCUGGGCUAUACGCAACAUGGUUUCACGUUCCCGGAAUCAAUGCGAAACUUGGCUCACAUACGGCACCGAGGAUUUACUAAACGCUGCCAUGAUAGAGCACCCGAGCGUGGCGCAGGACAUAAAAGCCGCACUGCGGGAUCUUGGCUGUAGUGUGCAGCUUCGCGAGGAGUGGACGGGGACGGCGGAGAAGAAAAUUGCUGCCUAAAAUUUAUACAGCUAAUAAUUAAAAAAACACUCAUUGUCGUUCACUCAUCGGCCACCCCCUACCUAUAAUGUAUUAAUGCAUUUUUAUAUUUCUACAUAUUUUUAUAUAAUUACUGAGCUAAAUUAAUAACCAAUUAUCGCAUACAUUACAAACUAAUAAAUUAUAUGGGAUUAUA